AUGGCUUCAAUUCGAAUACCAGCUAUCAGAAACCUCCUCUGCCGGCCUAUCCUGCCUGCCCGGCACGUCCAGCGACGAUGGGCGCAGGUUCACGAUGCCCGCUUCAUCACAACGCAUCAGUCCUCGCAGGUCCUCGAUAAAUACAAAGACAAGCUAGCUCGCAAGGCCAAAGAGGAGGGCCACGAUUCCGUAACCUCGCUCAAGGAAGCAUAUAAAGAGAAGAUCCAGGAAGUGCGCAGCGCCGACGCAGCACCUCAAACACCACCAACGACACCCUCCUCAUCACCAUCUGAACCAGCUGGACUGGAGAAGAAAGCUGCAGAAGCUAAAGCCAAGAAAACCUCCUCGUCUGCACCCGGCAUAAAGCCGCUAUCAUCAUACCUAGACCUCGAGAAGACCGCCGCCCUACCUCCUGACAUGAUUGGCAAGCUAUGGCGAGCAAGACACGUUACGAACCCGAACUCGAUAUGUGCCAGCAUUCCUAUCGAAACGUACAACCGCAUGGCGAGCGUUGCGCGACAGAACCCACAGUUCAUACUACCGUUGCCGCGCGAGCUGGAAACCCCCUCCGACCCAAACGCAGAGUCAAGCUCGGAAACAGCCGCUGAGAAAGCAAUUGGUGCUGAAAUGCAUUUUCUUCAAUGGGGGUUCCAUCCGCCUGCGUCGGCGAGUGAUUCAAAGGUUCCUACGCCGCUAAAUACGCAUAACACACAUACUUCGACGGUGAUAUUUACUUCGUUGGCGGAGUAUAAGUUGCACGCUGGCUUUGCGCCGCCACACACGGUGAUAACACACCAUCUGGACUUUGCUGAUGAUAAGGGGAUUGUGUUGAUGAAUGGUACCGUGGUGACGGAUAGGGGUAUGACGGUUGAUGACGCACAGCUGUUAGUGUUGUGGCUGCAGAAGUUUUAUGACUGGGAGGCCGAGGGUGCAGGCAGUCAGGGGGGAAGAAAGGGGGAGAUGCUGAGGAUGUUUACCAGUGGUGACACGGAAGGGUUUAAGGUGCAGGAACUUAUUGAUGAGGUGCAGAGAGUGUAA
Molecule: messenger RNA, 1038 nt
Organism: Nannizzia gypsea CBS 118893
Lineage: Eukaryota; Fungi; Ascomycota; Eurotiomycetes; Onygenales; Arthrodermataceae
Product: ATP11
Exons: 2
Coding region: 1-1038 (345 amino acids)
Biological process (GO): mitochondrial proton-transporting ATP synthase complex assembly
Cellular component (GO): mitochondrion
Source: RefSeq, a predicted model, not a curated record